GGCAGGCGAUGGCGAUGGCGGCGGAGCGAUCGCUUUCCGCCGUGGCGGCCGCGCCGGGGGCCCGCCUGGAGAGCGUGCGGGCACUGGCGGGGCUGUUCCGGGAGGCGCAGCACAGAGAAAUGGCAAAAGAAACUGUAUUUCAGGAUCUCCUGGAAAUCCUGAGGAACACCUCAAGUGAGAUUGAGCAGGCCUACAAGGACUCCUGUGAAUUGGUAGAUCUAGAUACCUGCCUGCUGCUUAUAGCAGAGUGUUUCAGAUGUCUGCGGAAUGCCUGUGUUGAGUGUGCCAAGAAUCAACAUGUCAUGAGGAACCUGGGUCUCAUCUCUACAUCUGUCCAUUUGAUCAAAUUGCUUCAUGGAAUACAAAGCAAAGAAGAAUUGUUAUUGACUGCUCUUCGUUGUAGCCUCCAGUUUCUUGGAAACAUUGCAGCAGGAAAUGGAGAUUCCCAGAAUAGCAUUUGGAAGUGUGCUUUCCCAGAUCUCUUCUUGACAUGCCUAACGUACAGUGAUAAGAAAAUUGUUGCCUAUUGUUGUAUGGUCCUGUUCACCUGCCUUAAUUCAGAGAAGGUGAGAGAACUACUGGAUCCUGGGAACUUGACUGUGGCUCUUCAUGUCCUGAAAGUCUACAAAGAGCAGUUGGAGUCUGAGUGGUCGCUCUUGAUUGUUACAGACUAUUUGCUGAAAUGUCCAGAGUUGGUAGAAGCCCUCUAUGCCAAACUGAGCAAUCAAGAAAGGGUUACUUUGUUAGAGCUGAUGAUGGUGAAUGUACGUGAGAAGAACCUACAUACCAGUGAAGAAAUGAAUGUGUUCAUGAGACAUGCUGACUUCCUUGCAGGCUGUUUCCAAGAGAAAUAUGAAGCUGUGCUCAAGUUAACUUCUGCAGAAGAUGCAGAUGAUGAGGAAGCACUGGUUGCAAUUCGUCUUCUUGAUGUUCUUUGUGAAAUGACAUCGAGCAAUGGACAGCUAGAAUAUCUACAGACUUUGCCUGGUUUGCUUGAAACAGCCAUAGAUACCCUGAGAUUAACUCAUCUUGCUGGGAAACAGACUGUAAACGUAUUUACUGCCACACAUGCUAUGACAGGGCAGGAAGAAGUUUUGCAUCCAGCUGUGGAUUUUAAAUCUCAUCUCAUUCGUUUGAUUGGAAAUUUGUGUUACAAAAAUAAGGAAAACCAAGACAAGGUUUAUGAGUUAGAUGGCAUCUCCUUGAUCCUGGACAACUGCAGCAUUGAUGACAACAAUCCUUUUGUGAACCCAUGGGCAGUAUACGCUAUCCGAAAUCUCACUGAACAGAAUGAGAGAAACCAAGAGCUUAUUGCGCAGAUGGAGCAGAAGGGGCUGGCAGACAAUUCUGCCCUUGAGAGUAUGGGCUUAGAGAUAGAGAAACGAGAUGACAAGUUAAUUCUGAGAUCUGUCAGGAAGAAACCUUCAUGAACAAAAAAUUAAGAACAGUCAAAUCAUUAAAAGCAGAUUUCUGUUUAAAAAUACUUUUCCCUGCUCAGGCAAUCAAGAUUUCUUCAGUUUUAGUUCCAGUCUGCUGGAACUGUUACAUUCAUACUCAGGAAAGCCGCCAAAUGGUACUUCUGCCUCACUGUUGUAAACAAAAGGACACCUACACGUUUUCUGAAUACCUAGAUAAAUUAACGUGUGGAAAAAGACCUUUCUUUUCAGAUGGUUGAAAUUUCAUUACUUUCUUGUUCCAUUAGUAGAAAGAUCACAUGUGUGCACUAGUGAGUUGUUAAAAUUUCCAUUGCUGAAUCUGGAGAUAACUAUCAUUAAAAACUCAGGAAAUAAAUAAGUGCUUUGCAGUCUGCCUUCUCCAUGUAAAAGGUCUGUGCUGAGUCAGGGCUAAACAAUGGAAGUUACUUGUUUUCAGUCAUGGUGCUUAAGUAUCUCUUCUUACAUAAGGUUUGGUGGAACAUUGGAUGUACAUAAAUAUUUAGCGAAUUAAAGAUAACCUGUCUUCUGUGUAUUUAAA
Messenger RNA from Melopsittacus undulatus (budgerigar), 1974 nucleotides. It is a transcript of the gene ATXN10, whose product is annotated as ataxin 10. Gene Ontology annotation, cellular component: cytosol. Gene Ontology annotation, biological process: neuron projection development. The transcript is spliced from 11 exons. The record is from RefSeq and is a predicted model, not a curated record. Bases 9 to 1430 code for a protein of 473 amino acids. NCBI's taxonomy places the organism in Eukaryota, Metazoa, Chordata, Aves, Psittaciformes, Psittaculidae.